AGAUCUGUCUAUAGUUUGAAAGGGACAGACCUCUUUGAGACUCUCGGAUAUAAAGACACAAAUGCUUUUUCUUUCUCUCUCUGUCACUUACCAAAGAAAGCCACCUAAUCUCUCUGCCAUCUCCCACACUGCGACAACAUCACAUGUUCAGAAGUUUGAUUAACAGUGUGAGACUGAGCUGUCAGCAAUAUUGAGUGAUUAAGACAUAAAUCUUCACGAGAGAGAGAGAGAGAGAGACAGCGGUUCACACAUGCUGUGAAGAUGAUGCGAGCUCAGAUUGAGGUGAUCCCAUGUAAGAUCUGUGGAGACAAGUCAUCAGGGGUUCAUUAUGGAGUCAUCACUUGUGAAGGCUGCAAAGGUUUCUUUCGCAGAAGUCAGUCCUCUAGCGUGCAGUACUCAUGCUCCAGACAAAGCAAUUGCCCCAUUGACCGUGCCAGCCGUAAUCGUUGCCAGAGCUGCCGUCUAAAAAAAUGUGUCGCUCAAGGAAUGAGCCGAGAUGCGGUGAAGUUUGGGCGAAUGUCCAAGCGUCAGAGAGAUUCACUAUUUGCAGAAGUUGAGAGACAUCGCCAGCAUCAGCGUCUUCAAGCCAACUCAGUCCAGGAGCCCCAACCUCUCCAAGCCUACCGAUCCAGCAAAGAUACCAGAGAACAGCCAUCACAUCUCAUCCCACCUCUACCGGCAGCCUACCCUUUUUCUGUAGAGCCAGAACUUGCAGGCUGCCCAGCAGAAGUAAUUCCAUACCUGGACUGUCACAUAGUUGAGGCCCAGACUCAGGGUUUGGCCUAUAGAGUCCCCCUCAGGAGAGGUGAGAACAACAGCUUGUCAGCUGGGAGAGGAUUUGAGUCCACAAGAUCUACACCUGAGUCUAUUCUGAACAUGACUGGGAGUGAAAUGGGGUUUCAUCCUUUUGAUCCUGAGAGCUCAUUCUUUUCCUAUCCAACCUCUCUACAAACAGAGGAGCUUGCUGCAAGUAUUAUACGCUCACAUAAAGAGACCACUCAGUAUCGACUGGAAGAACUGCAGGCUCUCAGAUGGAAGGUUUUCAGCAGGGAGGAGGUCCACAUAUACCAGAGCAAACCAGUGGAUGAGAUGUGGCAGUACUGUGCUGUACGUUUGUCAGAUGCCGUUCAGUAUGUGGUGGAAUUUGCUAAACGUAUCCCAGGGUUCCGCCAGCUUUGUCAGAAUGAUCAAAUUGCUCUCCUCAAGAGUGGGUCCAUGGAAGUGGUUCUGGUCCGGAUGACUCGGAUGUUUAACACAGCAAACAACACAGUAUUCUUUGAUGGCAAAUAUGCAGGGACAGAACUCUUCAAAUCUCUUGCAUGUAGCGAUCUAAUAGCUGCAGUUUUUGAAUUCGCUAACAAUCUGUGUGCACUGAGACUGAAUGAACAGCAGAUGGCGGUGUUUACAGCAAUGAUCCUAAUCAAUCCAGAUCGACCAUGUCUGGAGGACAGGGAAAGAGUUCAGAGAGUAAGGACAGAAGUUGAGCUUGCCCUUAGACACAUACUGCACAGAGAUAAUCAAGAGAGUCUACUGCAGAAGCUGUAUCAGAGAGUGCCGGUGUUGAGGUCUAUGUGUGCACUGCAUAUUGAGAAACUGCAAUGGUUCCGGCAGCUUUACCCUCUCACUGUUCAUUCCCUUUUCCCUCCACUAUACAAAGAGCUUUUUGGCUCUGACGCAGAUAUACAUUCACUGACCACACACUAAACAAACACUGACACAUUUCAGUUUCAGAUAUAGAAAUGAUAUCAUAUCACAUACAGUAGUGUAUGCAUUAAAGGUUUAAAUAUAUUAUUAACCUGAUAAAAUAAACAUUCUUGCAACUCCUAAAAAAACAUAAUGUCUAUUGUCUACCGUUUAGUGUAAUUUCUAAUCAAAAUAUCUCACUUUGAUUAUUCUAAAACAUUAUAUAUUUGAAUGUUUUUUGAAAGACCUUUAAUCCUUACAAUAAAACUUUACUGCUUAUAAAGAUAUUGAUAUGACCAAAUACACAAUUAAAGAUUUCAAAUCUCUGUCAAAUAUAGUGAGUUCAGGAACUGGCAUCUUUGAACUGAAGUUAUUUAGCAAUUGUGAAUUAUUUUUUCUCAGAUACAUGUAUGCUUAGUGAUUUGUUACCUAUAGCCUACUACAUUACUGCAUUAAUUUAACUAUGGUCAUCUGUUCUGACACCUGAUAUGUCACUUUUCUAUACUUCUUUCACAUUAAAGCUUGUCUUGGUAAUUGUAA
This is a messenger RNA of Danio rerio (zebrafish), 2223 nucleotides long. Lineage: Eukaryota; Metazoa; Chordata; Actinopteri; Cypriniformes; Danionidae. The record is from RefSeq and is a predicted model, not a curated record.